Kwoniella shivajii is the source of this 1038-nucleotide messenger RNA. RefSeq lists its product as uncharacterized. The transcript has 4 exons. Gene Ontology annotation, biological process: retrograde vesicle-mediated transport, Golgi to endoplasmic reticulum. The record is from RefSeq and is a predicted model, not a curated record. The coding region runs from base 1 to 1038 and encodes 345 amino acids. Lineage: Eukaryota; Fungi; Basidiomycota; Tremellomycetes; Tremellales; Cryptococcaceae.
AUGUCAGACGCAGCUUCACGUGCAGCGGCUCGAAAGGCCAAAAUCCUAGCUAGGGGAAAUACGGGUUUAGCUAAACUAGCUCAAUCAGCCAGAGGGGAUGAAGCUCAGUCGUUAUAUGCGGAAGACUUCAAGCCUUCACCUUCAUCUACACCGCAAUCUGAAACACCUCCAAUCAUAUCACAGUCCACUAAAACCCCUUCCACUUCCACUUUCAGUUCAAGUUUGAAUCCAACUUCCAAUGCUCAAAGAAACCCUCAACCAGCCAACAUGUCAGCUGAACAACAAGCAAUGUCAUCUCAAUUAGAAUCCAUGAUGUCAAUGUUCGGUGGUGGACCUCCUGGUGGUGCAAAUGGUGAAUUACCUGAUAUGGCGACGAUGUUAUCACAAAUGAUGGGAAGAAUGGGUCCAAGUUCAGGUCCAGAGGGAUCACAAAGGUUAUUAGGUGAUUUAGAUGAUCCAGCAGGGUUAGGUGGAUUACCACCUAACCUCUUUGGUGGUGGCCGUGGUGGGGACGGCGGAAAUGGUGAUAUGCCAUUCCCUUUCCCAGGAAUGGGUAUGGGUAUGGGUAUGGGAGGGACAACGAAGAAAUCUAAAAGUGAAAGGUAUUUCCCCAUGAUUCACUUCAUCUCGAUAAUCCUCUUGGCACUUUUCACUGUCGGUUGGUGGGAACCGAUGAUCCAAUCGAGACAUCUUAUCAGCGCUAUCGAAGGUAAUUGGAUCCAAAGAUGGAGUGGUUUAUCUAAAUCAAUUGGUAAAUUCGGUGGUGUAGAAGUAUUGCCCGCAUUUUGGGCUUGGACAACUCUGGAAUUGAUCUUGCAAACGACAAGAUUCAUGAUUCUCAAAUCUCCCCCACCCCCUCAUUCACUCUUACAAAACUUCCUCCCUCUCCUUCCCCCAAAAAUUUCAAGACCUCUCUUAACCGGCUCAAGAUACCUGCAGUUACUUUCACAAACAUAUAAGGACGGUUGUCUGUUCAUUUUCUCUUUGGGCUUCAGCGUGAUCAUUGCUCAAGUAUUGGAUGGUGGUAGAAUACUUUAG